GCUAAUACAAUUAUAGAGACAGUUUGUAAAGAAAUUAUAGAAGUUUCUUUAGAGUUCACAAGUAGUGUUCUAGUAGAUUUCGAAACUACAAAUAAUAUAGAUGAAGAGUUAGCUAUUGAAUCAGAUAAAACAACCGAGUUACUUGUAGAAAUAGAAUCAAGUGAUGAACAGGGUCUUCAACUUUCAGCAGGAGAUUCAUUUUCAUCAUGGGAUUUAACUGAAGUGCAUCUUAAUAAUUAUGCUAAAGCUGUAGGAUUCUCUUUAUAUCGAAACUGA
Molecule: messenger RNA, 276 nt
Organism: Racocetra persica
Lineage: Eukaryota; Fungi; Glomeromycota; Glomeromycetes; Diversisporales; Gigasporaceae
Source: the annotation of a GenBank genome assembly